Ichthyophthirius multifiliis is the source of this 1023-nucleotide messenger RNA. RefSeq names its product protein kinase domain protein. Gene Ontology annotation, molecular function: ATP binding; protein kinase activity. Lineage: Eukaryota; Ciliophora; Oligohymenophorea; Hymenostomatida. The transcript has 8 exons. The record is from RefSeq and is a predicted model, not a curated record. Gene Ontology annotation, biological process: protein phosphorylation.
AUGUAAAAUAGUAAAUAUAAAGAAUUAUAUAAAGAAAUUGAAAUUAUAGGAAAAGGAAGUUUUGGCUCUGCAACAUUAAUAAAAAAAAUAUCUACAGAUCAAUUAUAUGUGGCCAAAAAGAUAGAAUUAUCAAAUUUAUCAUAAAAAGAAUAACAAAAAGCAAAACAAGAAGCAGAAGUAUUAAAAUAACUGGAACAUCCAAAUAUAGUUGCAUAUGAAGAUUCGUUUAUUGAAAAAGAUACAUUAAUAAUAAUUAUGGAAUAUUGUGAAGAAGGCGAUUUAUCAUACCAUAUUAAAUUGUAAAUUGUAAAUAGAUAAAAUUUUCCAGAAAGAGAUAUUUUAAAUUGGUUUAUUUAACUCUCUUCAGCCUUAAUUUACAUUCAUUAAAAAAAAAUACUUCAUAGAGACAUAAAGACAUAAAAUAUAUUCCUAGCACAAAAUAAUACUGUUAAAAUAGGGGAUUUCGGUAUAUCAAGAGUACUUUAAUACACAUAAGAAUAAGCAAUGUCAGUAGUAGGAACACCAUAUUAUAUGAGUCCUGAAUUAUGUAAAAAUCAACCUUAUUCUAGCAAAUCUGAUAUAUGGGCACUUGGAUGUGUUAUUUAUUAAUUAUGUGCUUUGAAACUUCCUUUUGAUGCAAAUAAUUUAAUGGGUUUAAUGUAAAAAAUUAUUAAAGAUAAAUUCUAAGAAAUACCAUAAUUAUAUUCACAAGAUAUGCAAAGAUUAAUAGAAUAAAUAUUAACAAAAGAUGAAAAGUUAAGAUCUAAUUUAAUGGACAUUUUAAAUUAGUAAUUUUGUAAAUAAGUAAUGUAAGAAUUCGUCAAUUUAGAAGGUAACGCUUAGACAAUAGUGUAUAAAAAGACGCAUACCAAUGAAGAAAUUUAGCGAAUGUUAGAUAAGUUGGAUGAAUCAAAAGAAUCAUCUUGUUAAUAUGCUGAAUCUAAUGAUUUUUAUUUAUAAAAUAUUUUAGAACAAAGUGUUGAAUAAUCUCCAAUAAACAUUUAACGUUAAAAUAAAAAUUGA